UUUUUUCUAUAUAUCUCUUGUAUCUUACUCUAUUGUACGUGCAUGGUUUUCAGAUUAUUCGAAAAGGGUUCUGUCAGACCAAACACGUGGAACACAAACCACUAGUUUACUUGAGUUCUCUCUGCUCUCACUAUCGCCAACACCAACGCCAACAUUAGCACCAACUCCAACGCCAAUGCCAUUGCCAACACCAACACUAGCACCAACUCCAACGCCAAAGCCAACCCCAAAGCCAACCCCAAAGCCAACGCCAACACCAGCACCAACACCAGCAGCACCAACACCAGCAGCACCAACACCAGCAGCAGCUCCUACUCCUACAUCAAACACUCAAGAUCAAUCUCAUUAUGCUACUAGAAAUAAAAGGAACAAAAAGAGGAAACUCAUUAUUAUAGGUGCUACAAGUGCAGCGAUUAUUGUAUUGCUGAUAUGUUUGGCCAUUCUGUGUUUGAGAUACAAGUCAUCGUUGUGGCAAGAACAUUUUGGGUUGACUACAAAAAGUAACCAAAAUAUUGAAGCAUUCCUUAAAAAUCAUGCUGCUCUAACUAUACAAAGGUAUAGCUUAUCAGAGGUCAAGAAAAUGACAAGCAACUUCAAAGUUAAACUAGGACAAGGAGGUUUUGGUGCAGUGUACCAAGGAAAGCUAUCCAAUGGUAGUCACGUAGCUAUAAAGAUGUUAAACGAAACAAAAAAGAAUGGUGAAGAAUUCAUCAACGAGGUUGCAAGCAUCAGUAGAACUUCUCAUGUUAAUAUUGUCACUCUUCUUGGAUUCUGUCUGGAAGGCCGUAAGAGGGCUCUCGUUUAUGAGUUUAUGUCAAACGGUUCCCUUGACAGAUUCAUUUAUAGAGAACCUGAAAACAUUGCACUCUUGAGUUGGGAUAUUAUAUAUCAAAUCUCAAUGGGUAUAGCUCAGGGGUUAGAAUACUUGCACAGAGGAUGCAAAACUCGAAUUUUACAUUUUGACAUAAAGCCUCAUAACAUCCUUUUGGAUGAGAUGUUUUGUCCUAAGAUAUCUGAUUUUGGGCUGGCAAAACUUUGUCCUAGAAAUGAAAGCAUCAUUUCUAUGUCUGAUGUCAGAGGAACUAUGGGGUAUGUAGCUCCAGAAGUGUUGAACAGACAUUUCGCAGGAGUUUCACACAAGUCUGAUGUUUAUAGUUAUGGAAUGAUGUUGCUAGAAAUGGUAGGAGGAAGGAAAAACAUUAAUGGUGAAGCUAGCCACACUAGUGAGAUAUAUUUUCCGAAUUGGAUACAUAAGAGACUUCAGUUGUUCAAUGAUUUCAGAUUCGAUGAAGUGAUGACCCCUGAAGAGAAUGAAGUAGCAAAGAGAUUGACCAUUGUGGGUCUAUGGUGUAUUCAAACCUUUCCAAAUGACAGACCAACGAUGAGUAGAGUAAUUGACAUGUUGGAAAACAGCAUGAAUUCCUUGGAAAUGCCACCAAAACCUUUGCUUUCAUCUCCUAACAGAUCAGUGUCAGAAUCUUGCUCUUGA
Messenger RNA from Vigna angularis (adzuki bean), 1489 nucleotides. Its product is annotated as LEAF RUST 10 DISEASE-RESISTANCE LOCUS RECEPTOR-LIKE PROTEIN KINASE-like 2.5. The transcript is spliced from 4 exons. Gene Ontology annotation, biological process: protein phosphorylation. The coding region runs from base 176 to 1489 and encodes 437 amino acids. The record is from RefSeq and is a predicted model, not a curated record. Gene Ontology annotation, molecular function: ATP binding; protein kinase activity. NCBI's taxonomy places the organism in Eukaryota, Viridiplantae, Streptophyta, Magnoliopsida, Fabales, Fabaceae.